CCCCCCCCCCUUUACCACAACUGCAAAACACGGUGAACGGCUGACUGACGCGAGUCCGCGGUAAGGUCGAUACUUCGGGGUUGUGUGGUAGCCCCAAGAACAAGAACGCAGGUCCAAACUUGAUUUCUGCGCGGGUAGUUGAUGACGGCUGCGACGGCGUGGGCAGCCUUCUCAGCGGGGCCUGCAAUAGCAUGACCUCGGCAGCAGCCGAAGCCCUUCUAUCUCCGAGUCUCCCUCCCUCCCCCCCUCCGCCUCCGCCGCCGCCUGCUACGACAGUGGAUGACGGCUACAAGGCCGACGACGACGGUGACGGCGACAGUGAGAACGGUAGCAAGGGGCCGAACGAGCCGCGGCUCAGCAGCUUCUACUCUUUCUAUACCUUGACCAUGUGUGAAGGCGACAUGACGGCCGACGGUGCCAGCCGAAUCAUCAAAUGCCACCCCUACUUCUCCAAGCACCUCAUCACAAUCCCCGCCAUCAGCAGCGCCACCAGCUGCGCCGCCGCCGACAAUAACAACAACAAAACCAACAACAAUGUUGACAACGCGGACGACAGUUACAGCGACGACGACCCCUCCGGGGUAGGCUACGGCCUGCAAUUCGCGGUCGACAACCUGAUCACGCUGCUCAAGACGGUGGCGGCGUUCCAGUCGAUCGGGAUCGGGCUGACGGGGCUGGCCGCGUUCGCCGCGGUGCCGGCGGCGUCGCUCGACGACGCGGACUGCAGAGGAGGCGACGAGUACGGACCCGGCGGCGGGGGCAGCGCGCGGCAGCGGUACUCGUGGGCGGUGUGGUUCAACCUGGCGUGCGCGUCGGCCGCCGCCCUGUUCCUGCUCCUGGGCGCGCUGACGGCCGCGGCGGGGGCCAAGGUGGCCGAGGAGUCGAUCGACGAGCUCGGGGCGGUGCGCGCGGCGGCGGGCCGCAGCUGGGUCGCGCUCGCGUGGGCCGCCGUCGCCCUCGUCGUCGCCGCCGUCGUCCACUGGGCGGUCAGAGGGGCCAGGUGGAGGAAGAUGCUGAGGGGGGAGAGGGAGGAGCGGAGGGAGCGGGAGAGGAAGAAGGAGAUGGAGCAGUUUGCCAGGAGGAGGGUCGAGGAGGCGACGAAGCAGCUGGGUGCCCAUGCCCAGAAGGGCAAGGAGGGGCCGCCUCGGCCCGGGGUUCGCGUGAAGCCCCCGACGCCGGCGCCGGCGCCGCCGUCAUUAUCCAGCCCGGCUCUGGGCUUUAUUUAGGCAAGGCACACCACCCCUUUUCGGUUCCGCUGGGCACCCCGGACAGACGGAUCUUCUUCUGGUAUUAUGGGUUGAGGAGCGGGAAAGUGGAACAGCCCUUCUCGUUCACGGUAGGGACGGGGAAGCAUAUGUGGUAGUUCGGAGAAUUUCGGUGUCAUCCGGGCCGCGAACGGGACUCUGAAGUUGAUAUCACGUACGG
This is a messenger RNA of Thermothelomyces thermophilus ATCC 42464, 1425 nucleotides long. RefSeq lists its product as uncharacterized. NCBI's taxonomy places the organism in Eukaryota, Fungi, Ascomycota, Sordariomycetes, Sordariales, Chaetomiaceae. The transcript is spliced from 2 exons. The coding region runs from base 192 to 1226 and encodes 344 amino acids. Gene Ontology annotation, cellular component: plasma membrane. The record is from RefSeq and is a predicted model, not a curated record.